Messenger RNA from Camelina sativa (false flax), 2338 nucleotides. Its product is annotated as cysteine-rich receptor-like protein kinase 15. The record is from RefSeq and is a predicted model, not a curated record. Gene Ontology annotation, cellular component: plasma membrane. Gene Ontology annotation, molecular function: ATP binding; protein serine/threonine kinase activity. NCBI's taxonomy places the organism in Eukaryota, Viridiplantae, Streptophyta, Magnoliopsida, Brassicales, Brassicaceae. Gene Ontology annotation, biological process: defense response to bacterium; protein phosphorylation.
UAACUUCUUGUCAUCAAACACAUCGUCACAACCCCAUCCUCUGUUUUUAAAGGGAAGAACAAAAAUAUAUUCAUUCUAUAUAUGGAAGCUUCCUGAUGUGAAACACAAAUCUGAGUAAAAAAAAACCAAUCAUGUCUUCCCGCGCCUCUUUCAUCUUCCUUUUCCUUUUCUCCUUCCUCACUAGCUUCAGAGUCUCAGCUCAAUCAAAAAACGUUUGUUCAAAUACAACAACGUAUUCAAGAAACAGCACUUACUUCACCAAUCUCAAAACCCUUUUAUCCUCUCUCUCUUCCCCCAACGCUUCCUACUCCACCGGAUUCCAAACCGCCACGGCGGGACAAGCUCCCGACAAAGUCACAGGACUUUUCCUCUGUCAGGGAGACGUCACGCCAGAGGCUUGCCGUAACUGCGUAGCCUUUUCCGUCAACGACAUACUCAGUCGUUGUCCGAAUGAGAAAGAAGCCGUGCUGUACUACGAGGACUGCAUGCUCAGAUACUCUGACCAGAAUAUUAUAUCGACCUUGAAUGCUAAUAUAGAAUGGAAAUGGAGGAUGUUGAACGCCAAUAUUUCAACCAACCAAGUAGACCGGUACGAAGAUUUCGUGUGGUCCACGAUGAACCAAGCUGCCGUCGAAGCAGCUAACAGUCCUAGAAAGUUCUCUACGAUAAGUGCCAAUUGGACUGCACUCCAGACUUUGUACGGCAUGGUUCAGUGCACUCCUGAUCUUAGAAGAAUAGACUGCUUGAGCUGUUUGCAAGAAACCAUUAAUGGGAUGCGUCUUAACAGAAUUGGAGCGAGACUUCAUUUGCCUAGUUGUAAUUCGAGGUACGAGCUUUACGCGUUCUUCAAUGAAACGCUCCUUAGAGCACCACCACAACAACAAGCAUCACCACCUGGUGAACUCUCUUUACUUCUUUCUCCUCUAUUCUCAAAAUCUAACUCAUCUGCCACUAUCCGAUCUCAAGAAAAUAAUCUUUGCAACGCAGGGAAAGAUAGGAAUUCAAAAGCUUUAGUGGCAGCCAUUGUUAUGCCUAUUAUAGUGGUUGUUCUGAUUUUCAUAGCUGGUUAUUGUUUCUUUGCAAAGAGGACAAAGAAGACUUUGAAUAAUGCUCCAGCCUUUUAUGGAGAUGAUAUGAAAACCAUAAAGUUGCUGCAACUUGAUUAUGGAACAAUACAAGCUGCAACAAAUAAUUAUUCAGAAAAGAAUAAGACUGGUCAAGGUGGAUUUGGUGAGGUUUACAAGGGUACAUUUUCGAAUGGGACUGAAGUUGCGGUGAAGAGACUGUCAAAAUCAUCAGGACAAGGUGAAACAGAGUUCAAGAACGAGGUUGUUGUUGUUGCAAAGCUUCAGCACAGAAAUCUUGUUAGGCUUCUUGGAUUUUCUAUUGAAGGAGAAGAAAGGAUACUGGUCUAUGAGUAUGUGCCUAACAAAAGCCUUGAUUACUUCCUCUUUGACGAUAAAAACAAAGGUCAGCUGGACUGGACUCAACGAUACAAGAUUAUUGGAGGGAUUACUCGGGGGAUUCUAUAUCUUCACCAAGAUUCACGGCUCACAAUCAUACACCGUGACCUCAAAGCAAGUAAUGUUCUCCUAGAUGCGGAUAUGAAUCCCAAAAUAGCUGAUUUUGGAAUGGCAAGGAUCUUUGGAAUGGACCAAACCCAGGAGAACACAAGCAGAAUAGUUGGUACCUUCGGUUACAUGUCUCCUGAAUAUGCGAUUGAUGGCCAGUACUCAAUGAAAUCUGAUGUCUAUAGCUUUGGAGUGUUACUUCUUGAGAUUAUUAGCGGUAGGAAGAACAGCAGCUUCUACGAGACAGACGCAGAACUUGACUUGGCUUGGAAGCUUUGGAGUAACGGAAAUGCUUUAGACCUUGUGGAUCCAAUUAUCCUAGAUAAUUGUCUAAAGAGUGAAGUUGUUCAAUGCAUUUAUAUCGGUCUUUUAUGUGUUCAAGAAGAUCAUGCAGAACGUCCGACAUUUUCAACCAUUUUUGUGAUGCUCACUAGUAAUACUGUGACUUUACCAGUGCCUCGGCAACCAGGUUUUGUCGUGCAUAGUAGACCUCAAAAAGACCCGCUUGAUUCAUAUCGAUCUGUUGAUGAUACAUCGAUCACUGUGUUAUAUCCUCGUUGAAUAUUCGGUUAGCAGCUUUUGCCGCCGUAGAAUUACACCAAAACAAUUAUUUACAUAUUUCUAGAGGUGGUGAAGCCAGUUUAUUGUUUAGUUUUGGUUUGGCAAUCUGGUUUUAUAUAUAGAAACUGAAAUUAAAUAAAACCAUAUGUAAUUCAAUUUGGAUGGUGUUGUCUGAUGCAAUUUUGAAGUUCGGUUCAGUAUUUUUA